Messenger RNA from Dichotomopilus funicola, 891 nucleotides. RefSeq names its product Aldo/keto reductase. The record is from RefSeq and is a predicted model, not a curated record. The transcript is spliced from 3 exons. Gene Ontology annotation, cellular component: cytosol. Lineage: Eukaryota; Fungi; Ascomycota; Sordariomycetes; Sordariales; Chaetomiaceae. Gene Ontology annotation, molecular function: aldose reductase (NADPH) activity. Bases 1 to 891 code for a protein of 296 amino acids.
AUGACCAAGUUCAGCACGGAGACCUUCAAGCUCAACACGGGCAAGGAGAUCCCCGCCAUCGGCCUGGGCACAUGGCAGUCCGGUCCUGGUGAGGUCGGCAAUGCCAUUGAGGUAGCGCUGAAGAACGGGUACCGACACAUCGACACCGCAUUCGCGUAUGGCAACGAGAAGGAGGUCGGCGAGGGUCUCCGCGCAUCGGGGGUGCCGCGCGAGGAGAUCUUCCUGACGACCAAGCUUAACAACCCUUGGCACAAGCGGGUACCCGAGGCGCUUGAGGCGUCGCUGAAGAACCUGGGUGUGGAUUACCUCGACUUGUACCUGAUGCACUGGCCAUCGAGCACAGAUCCUUCGGACUCCAAGAAGCACUACGAAGACUGGGACUAUGUCAACACCUGGCACGAGCUGCAGAAGCUGGUCGACACCGGCAAGGUCCGUAGCCUGGGUGUCAGCAACUUUGGCAUCACGCACCUUGAGCGUCUGCUCAGCGACCCCAACACGAAGAUUGUGCCGGCCGUCAACCAGAUCGAGCUUCACCCCGCCAACCCGUCGCCCAAGUUAAUUGCCUACCUCAAGGAGAAGGGCAUCCACCCCUCCGGCUACUCCCCACUGGGCAGCAUCGACUCGCCUCUGUACAGGAACGAGACGCUCAAGUUCAUUGCGGAAUCCAAGAACCUCAGCGUUGCCCAGGUCCUGCUUCUUUGGGGCGUCCAGAAGGGUUGGAGCGUGCUGCCUAAGAGUGUCAACGCCGAGCGCAUCAAGGCUAACUUCGAUCUCGACAACCGUGACUUGACGGAGGAGGAGGUUGCCAAGAUCGAUGCGAUCCCCGACCGUUUCAAGGUUUGCGGUGACAAGUGGUUGCCGAUUAAGGUGUUUUUCGGCGAUGAUGAGUAA